AUGUCUGUCUUUGCACCAAGAUUCUACAAUGAGCCCAGCUUCAACGGGCUAUUCCGGCUGCUUGACGACUUCGACAAGUACUCCUCUCAAUCGUCCACAGACGACAGAGUAGGCCGUCGUCAGCAUCUACCAACAUUCACUCCCAAAUUCGACCUGAAGGAAACCGAGACGACUUACGAGCUUCACGGCGAUCUUCCAGGCAUCAACAAGGACGACGUGCACCUUGAGUUCACCAACGACCACACACUGCGCAUCUCCGGCAAGGUGGAGCGGUCUUACACCAGUGGGGACGAAGAGACUUCCAAUCCCAAAGAGGGAGUAGUCGCUACGGAGGAGAAGGAGAAACCCACUGAGGUCGCCAAGACAUCCGACGCAGACAAGCAAGUGUCUGCAACUCCCAAGACCAAGUACUGGGUGUCCGAGCGUAGCAUUGGCGAAUUCUCACGCUCGUUCAGCUUCCCCACUCAUGUCAACCCUGAGGCCAUCUCGGCCAAGUUGGAGCAUGGUGUUCUGAACGUGGUCGUCCCGAAGGCCAACAAGCCUGAAGGCCGACGCAUUGCAAUCCAGUAA
Neoarthrinium moseri is the source of this 570-nucleotide messenger RNA. RefSeq lists its product as uncharacterized. The coding region runs from base 1 to 570 and encodes 189 amino acids. Gene Ontology annotation, biological process: response to heat; response to salt stress; response to hydrogen peroxide. The record is from RefSeq and is a predicted model, not a curated record. Lineage: Eukaryota; Fungi; Ascomycota; Sordariomycetes; Amphisphaeriales; Apiosporaceae. The transcript has a single exon.